This is a messenger RNA of Melitaea cinxia (Glanville fritillary), 1516 nucleotides long. RefSeq names its product alpha-tocopherol transfer protein-like. Gene Ontology annotation, molecular function: phosphatidylinositol bisphosphate binding. Gene Ontology annotation, cellular component: membrane. The coding region runs from base 95 to 1027 and encodes 310 amino acids. The record is from RefSeq and is a predicted model, not a curated record. The transcript has 8 exons. NCBI's taxonomy places the organism in Eukaryota, Metazoa, Arthropoda, Insecta, Lepidoptera, Nymphalidae.
AGUUAGUUUUAACUGCUCGUUCAGCCUGAGCGUGCAUUGCCCGUCGCGUGCAAACAUCGCGUGGUUGUAGUGAAUUGGAUAUAACAACAUCAACAUGGCGUCCGCAGCAACAUUGAUCCAACCGGAAGGUGAGAUGUGGAAGAAGAUCCGCGUGGAGUUGAACGAAGACAUUAACACCAGAGACCGUGAUCUCGAAGCAAUUAAGGAGUGGCUCCGAAAACAACCACAUCUGCCUGACGAAUGGGAUGAUAGUCGUUUGAUGACAUUCCUCCGAGGCUGCAGCUUCUCGUUGGAGAAGUGCAAGCGGAAACUAGAUAUGUACUUCACAAUGCGAGCCGCGUGCCCGGAGUUCUUCACAAACAGGGACAUAGACAGCCCAGAACUCGCAUCGAUAGCAACCAAAGCACAAGGUGCUCCAUUACCGGGUCUGACUCCAAAUGGACGUCGAGUAACGAUAUGUCGUGGUCUCGAUAAGAACGUUGAUCCUGAACAACUCAACAAUAUUUUCAAAAUAGCAUUAAUGAUUGGUGAUGUUAGACUAAAGGAAGAACUGGAGGGAGUGGCGGGAGAUAUCUAUAUCUUAGAUGCGUCUGUGGUCACACCGACUCACCUAGCUAAAAUAUCACCAACAUCUAUCAAGAAAUUUUUAAUUUGCGUACAGGAAGCAUAUCCCAUCAAGUUAAAAGAAGUUCACGUCUUAAACACAUCCCCUGUGAUCGAAGCUUUGAUAAAUUUCAUCAAACCUUUCCUAAAGGAUAAAAUUAAGAACAGGAUAUUCGUCCACUCCGAUGUAAGUACGCUACAUGAACACGUACCCAAAGAUAUGCUACCAGCAGAAUACGGCGGUAACGGUUGUUCCCUUGAUGAAGUAAAUGAUGGAUGGACGAAGAAGUUAGAGGACUACAACGCAUGGUUCAAGGAACAGGAAUCUGUAAAAGCUAACGAAGCGCUAAGACCUGGAAAACCAACCAAUUACGAUGAGUUAUUUGGUAUUGACGGAUCGUUUAGACAGCUGUCAAUUGACUAAUACGAAAUAUUAAUUAAAUUUACUAAGUACGUAUGGUUAUAUUAUAUUUUAGUAAUGUAUAGUAUGUCUGAAUAUCAAUUAGUGUUAUUUUGAGGUUUGACAGGACAGAACUUUUAAUAAAGUUUCAAUAAUGUGAUUUUUUCUUUAAUUCUUUUAAUAAAAUGAAAGUUUCUGAAAAAUUACCCAAAACUAAUAAUAAUUUUCACAUGUUCAUUGUUAAGUUUAUGUUGUAUUAAAAACUAUUACAUAAACAUUGUUACUUUAUAUAAUAAAAAUUAGAAUGUUUAUGGAUAUUUAGAUGGUUUGUGUUAUAUAAUAUAAAUGGUAUUGAUUCUUUUUUUUAAUUUUGUGUUUUUUUUUCUUAAUUAGAUAUAUUAUAAAUAUAUUUAAGUUUUAGUUUUUAAGACAAGGCUCAAUAUAGGUAUUGUAUUAUGUUGUGGUGUAUACCAAAACGUAUUAACGUUUUGAUAAAUAAGUAAUGUAAAUAAA